GGUGGUUCGGUUAAGGUUGGAUGUAUCGCAGGGAAACCCGGAGGGGAUGGGAGGCUGGAUAGCGAGGACUGUAUGGCCUGCCGGAUCCACGUUUUAUAGCUCGCGCCCACCGGUCGAAGAGGGUCGAAGGCCAUGGCAAGCUGAUCGGGCGUCGUGUAUAAUCGGAAUUGAGAUUACUCAGUGUGCGAAACCUCCCAUAGAGUCAUGGGUCUCGACGGGUUCGGUGAGUUGUUCGUGAACGUUCUCCUGUGUGAGUCAGCGUAGAAUGCAAAGCAUAGCGUUCCGUCUCUUGCGUCAUGGAGCGCUUCUUGGGCCCGACGCUCGAGAAGAACACACCGUCGGACGGUAUUGAAAUGGCCUUCGUCCGACGGAUGCCGCGACUGGCCGUCGGGAUUUGCAUUCCAACACCGAGGGCACCAUUUCCGACAGUUCACAGAGGCCAGGACCAGAUGAAUGCGCCCUCCUUUGAAAGCUAGCUCGGUUGUCGUGAGAUAUGCUAGACGUGUGCCCCAGAGCGUACGUAGAUAUCGGUCACCAGGUGGCCUAGGAAGGCCGGGCUAGUAUAUGACGAAGCUCGACCCAUAGACGCAGGUGGUCUAGAGCAAAUUGUCUAGAUUUCAAAGAGCAGACACAAGAGGAAUGGGUUACGUCGGGAGUUCUCGGCGGGGAGCCACGGGCCCUUCGGAUAUUCAUACGGACGAACGGACAUACUCGUG
Messenger RNA from Trametes versicolor FP-101664 SS1, 716 nucleotides. RefSeq lists its product as uncharacterized. Lineage: Eukaryota; Fungi; Basidiomycota; Agaricomycetes; Polyporales; Polyporaceae. The transcript has a single exon. The record is from RefSeq and is a predicted model, not a curated record. Bases 47 to 238 code for a protein of 63 amino acids.